Molecule: messenger RNA, 2823 nt
Organism: Hipposideros armiger (great roundleaf bat)
Lineage: Eukaryota; Metazoa; Chordata; Mammalia; Chiroptera; Hipposideridae
Gene: TRPV2
Product: transient receptor potential cation channel subfamily V member 2
Exons: 15
Coding region: 414-2702 (762 amino acids)
Biological process (GO): calcium ion import across plasma membrane
Cellular component (GO): plasma membrane
Molecular function (GO): calcium channel activity; protein binding
Source: RefSeq, a predicted model, not a curated record
ACCCCACCGCCCCCAUCUUGGGUCUCAGUGACUAGACAGUAAGAGUUGGGGGGAGAUGGGGCGUGUCUCCCAGAGCAGGGUGUGGCCAGUGAUCCAGAUGGUCAGUCCCUGAAGGCCACCCUGUCCUGACUGAGGAGUUAAUCUCCACUCGCCACCACGCAGGCUGGCCUGGUGGGCUGAGGGCGUGGAACACCGAGAGACGACAGUCCGUCAGCCCAAGCUCCCAAUAGGCUGGGGAGGUGCUGCAGCUCCUGGGCUGUCAGGGCUUGCCGCCCCUCCAGGCUUCACUUCCUCCCGCAGCCCCCGCCGCCUCAGAGGCUGCGGGAUCUCAGAGCCGGCAGCCAACGGCUGCCACACCCUAGCUCAGCCGUGAGGGAGGUUCCAGCUGGACAGAGCAGCUUCCACACCUCAGGAUGACCUCACCCUCCAGCCCUGCUGCUUUCAGGCUGGAGACAUACGAUGGAGGUGAAGAAGAUGGUGCUGAUAUGGACAAAGGAAAGCUGGGCCCUGGGGAUGGGCCGGCCCCCAUGGAGUCACCAUUCCAGCAUGAGGACCGGAACUUCUCCCCUAUGAUCAACGUGAAUCUCGAUUACUUCCGAAAGAGAGUUUUCAGCCAACCAGACCCAAACCGCUUUGACCGUGACCUACUCUUCAGCGUGGCUGCCCGAGGUGUCCCCGAGGAACUGGCUGGGCUACUAGAGUACCUUUGCCGGAGCAGCAAGUAUCUCACCGACUCGGCAUACACAGAGGGCUCCACGGGGAAGACGUGCCUGAUGAAGGCCAUGCUGAACCUUCGGGAUGGGACCAAUGCCUGCAUCCUGCCACUGCUGCAGAUCGACCGGGACUCAGGCAAUCCCACACCCCUGGUGAAUGCCCAGUGCACAGAUGAGUACUACCGAGGCCACAGUGCCCUGCACAUCGCCAUUGAGAAGAGGAGCCUGCAGUGUGUGAAGCUCCUGGUGGAGAACGGUGCUGACGUGCAUGCCCGGGCCUGCGGCUACUUUUUCCAGAAGAAAAGCCAAGGGACUUGUUUCUAUUUUGGUGAACUACCCCUCUCUCUGGCGGCGUGCACCAAGCAGUGGGAUAUAGUGAGUUACCUUCUGAAGAACACGAACCAGCCUGCCAGCCUGCAGGCCACCGACUCACUAGGCAACACAGUCCUGCAUGCCUUGGUGAUGAUCGCAGACAACUCGGCUGAGAAUAGUAAACUGGUGACCCAGAUGUACGACAAGCUCCUUCAAGCUGGGGCCAGCCUCUGCCCCACCGUGCAGCUUGAGGACAUCCCCAACCUGCAGGGCCUCACGCCCCUGAAGCUGGCCGCCAAGGAAGGCAAAAUCGAGAUUUUCAGACACAUCUUGCAACGGGAGUUCUCGGGACCGUACCAGCCCUUUUCCCGCAAGUUCACUGAGUGGUCCUACGGGCCUGUGCGGGUGUCACUGUAUGACCUGGCCUCUGUGGACAGCUGGGAGGAGAACUCAGUGCUGGAAGUCAUCGCCUUUCAUUGCAGAAGCCCGCACCGACACCGAAUGGUGGUUUUGGAGCCGCUGAACAAACUGCUGCAGGCGAAAUGGGACCUGCUCAUCCCCAGGUUCUUCUUCAACUUCCUGUGUUACUUGGUCUACAUGUUCAUCUUCACUGCUGUUACCUACCACCAGCCUGCCCUGGAGAAGGCCGUCUUCUCCGUGAAAGUGACAGCUGGAAACUCCCUGUUGUUGCUAGGCCACAUCCUGAUCCUGCUUGGGGGCAUCUACCUCCUCAUAGGCCAGCUGUGGUGCUUCUGGAGACGCCGUCUGUUCAUCUGGAUCUCGUUCAUGGACAGCUACUUUGAAAUCCUGUUCUUGGUCCAGGCCCUGCUCACGGUGCUCUCUCAGGUGCUGUGUUUCCUGGCCAUCGAGUGGUACCUGCCCUUGCUUGUGUCCUCACUGGCGCUGGGCUGGCUGAACCUGCUUUACUAUACACGUGGCUUCCAGCACACAGGCAUCUACAGUGUCAUGAUCCAGAAGGUCAUCCUGCGGGACCUGCUCCGCUUCCUUCUGGUCUACUUAGUCUUCCUCUUCGGCUUCGCUGUAGCCCUGGAGAGUCUGAGCCGUGAGGCCUGGGGUCCCGGGGUCCCCACACACCCCAAUGCCACAAAGGCAGUGCAGCCCCGGGCAGGCCAGGAAGGUGAGAAGGAUAGCUCGGCCCCGUACAACGGCAUCCUGGAUGCCGCCUUGGAGCUCUUCAAGUUCACCAUCGGCAUGGGUGAGCUGGAGUUCCAGAACCAGCUGCGCUUCCGCGGGGUGGUGCUGCUGCUGCUGCUGGCCUACGUGCUGCUCACCUACGUCCUGCUGCUCAACAUGCUCAUCGCCCUCAUGAGCGAGACUGUCAACAGCGUCGCCACUGACAGCUGGAGCAUCUGGAAGCUGCAGAAAGCCAUCUCAGUCCUGGAGAUGGAGAAUGGCUACUGGUGGUGCAAGAGGAAGAAGCAGCGGGCAGGUGCAAUGCUGACAGUUGGCACCAGGCCGGAUGGAAGCCCCGAUGAGCGUUGGUGUUUCAGGGUGGAGGAAGUGAACUGGGCUGCCUGGGAGAAGACGCUGCCUACGGUGUGUGAGGAGCCUUCAGGGCCAGGCGUCGCUGGCACCGUGAAGAACCCUGCCCAGCCCGGGGAGGACAGUGCCUUGGAGGAAGACCAUCUGCCCCUCCAGCCCCUGGAGUCCCACUGAUGGGCCAGACGCAGCAGGAGGCAGGCAGGACAGAACCAGGGAAUAUUUCCAGCUCUGCCUGCUGGCUCUGGCUCCAGGGAACUUUAAUGGCAAAUAUAAAUAAAUAUUUUCUCAUGACUGA